Capra hircus (goat) is the source of this 4838-nucleotide messenger RNA. RefSeq names its product frizzled class receptor 7 (gene FZD7). Gene Ontology annotation, biological process: non-canonical Wnt signaling pathway; canonical Wnt signaling pathway. Gene Ontology annotation, cellular component: plasma membrane. NCBI's taxonomy places the organism in Eukaryota, Metazoa, Chordata, Mammalia, Artiodactyla, Bovidae. Bases 1024 to 2748 code for a protein of 574 amino acids. Gene Ontology annotation, molecular function: Wnt receptor activity; Wnt-protein binding. The record is from RefSeq and is a predicted model, not a curated record. The transcript has a single exon.
GCCCCUCCCCUCAGGAAUCCGCCCAGAGCUCCUCAGACCUAGCCUCUCUCUUUCCCUUGCCCGCCCCUUCCGACUUCCACCCAAUCCGAAGGCAGUCACACAGAAAACAAAGGCUGCUAUUGGGCCUCCCUGGAGCUCGAGGGCCCGCCCCCGGAGUGGUUUGUGAAUGGGGGGAGGGGAGGGGGCGGGGCGGUCCGGAACCUUGAGAGCCCGACGCUUCUUCUGUAGAGUUGCGCGGCUCCGAGGCGUUACUCUGCGCUCCCUCCCGGCGGGCAGCGCUCCCUCACCGCUCAGAGUUGCGCGGGGCUGGAGAGGCCAGGCCCAGGCCGCGGGCACCAGGACCUCGCAGCCUCGGACGCAGUGUGACUGGAUUUCUUAAAAGAACUCGCCGAGCUCUUGGCUCCAAGACGCCGAUCGGACUCAGAGCGAGAAUUAGCCGUUUGGCUGAAAGUUGGAGCCAAGCUUCUGGGGCUGAAGAAGGAGCAAGAAGCGGAGAAGGAGGCGAAGGAGGAGGCGGCGGCGAGCGGAGCCUCAAGGAGAGGAGGCGGAGCAGCACCGUUGAGGCGGCGGCUUUGGCUAGCAAGCGGGGGCGCCGGGCUCUCGCCUGCCGGGGGCCAGACUUAGUGUGGGGGUGCGGCGCGCGCCCUAUUGAGCUCAGUGAGUCGGGAGACUUGGGCAAACUUUGAAGGGUAACCGGAGACGCUUGUUGCUCCUCGCCGCAGAAAAAGCCGCACCGUUACGUCGCAUCAAGAGGAGAAGGCGGCCCCCCAUCUGCGCCCCCAGCCCAGCGAGACGAGUUUGGACCCCCGGCGGCUGCGCCAGUGCUGGGCGGAGGCGGCGGCGCCCCCGUGGCGGGAGCACCCCAGCUGCAGCGCCCUCUGUUCCGCGCCGCCCACGGCCCAGCCCCGGCGCCGGGAGGACUCUCAUGCGCCCGGCGCAGCGGCGCCUCCCCCGAUCCCAGCCUCUCCCGGCUGCCUGGUCGCGUUUCUCGGGCUGAGAGUGCCGCUGCACCCGCGGCCGGCGAUGCGGGGCUCCUGCGCGGCGGUGUCGCGCUUGCCUCUGGACCUUUGCACCCUGGUGCUGGCGCUGCUGGGCGCACUGCCCGCGGGCGCCGGGGCGCAGCCGUACCACGGAGAGAAGGGCAUCUCAGUGCCAGACCACGGCUUCUGCCAGCCCAUCUCCAUCCCUCUGUGCACGGACAUCGCCUACAACCAGACCAUCUUGCCCAACCUGCUGGGUCACACGAACCAAGAGGAGGCGGGCCUCGAGGUGCACCAGUUCUACCCGCUGGUGAAGGUGCAGUGUUCUCCCGAGCUGCGCUUCUUCCUCUGCUCCAUGUACGCACCCGUGUGUACGGUGCUCGACAAGGCCAUCCCUCCGUGCCGCUCUCUGUGCGAGCGUGCCCGCCAGGGUUGUGAAGCACUCAUGAACAAGUUCGGCUUCCAAUGGCCUGAGCGGCUGCGUUGCGAGAACUUCCCCGUGCACGGCGCUGGCGAGAUCUGCGUGGGCCAAAACACGUCGGACGGCUCCGGGGGCGCGGGCGGCGGCCCCACCGCCUACCCUACUGCACCCUACCUGCCGGACCUGCCCUUCACCGCGCUGCCUCCUGGGGCCGCCGACGGCCGGGGCCGCUCCGCUUUCCCCUUCUCGUGCCCCCGCCAGCUCAAGGUGCCCCCCUACCUGGGCUACCGCUUCCUGGGCGAGCGCGACUGCGGCGCCCCUUGCGAGCCGGGCCGCGCCAAUGGCCUUAUGUACUUUAAGGAGGAGGAGAGGCGCUUCGCCCGCCUCUGGGUGGGCGUGUGGUCUGUGCUGUGCUGCGCCUCGACUCUCUUCACCGUGCUCACCUACCUAGUGGACAUGCGGCGGUUCAGCUACCCGGAGCGGCCCAUCAUCUUCCUGUCAGGCUGCUACUUCAUGGUGGCCGUGGCGCACGUGGCCGGCUUCCUGCUGGAGGACCGCGCGGUGUGCGUGGAGCGCUUCUCCGACGACGGCUACCGCACGGUGGCGCAGGGCACCAAGAAGGAGGGCUGCACCAUCCUCUUCAUGGUGCUCUACUUCUUCGGCAUGGCCAGUUCCAUCUGGUGGGUCAUCUUGUCGCUCACUUGGUUCCUGGCGGCCGGCAUGAAGUGGGGCCACGAGGCCAUCGAGGCCAACUCGCAGUACUUCCACCUGGCCGCCUGGGCGGUGCCCGCUGUCAAGACCAUCACCAUCCUGGCUAUGGGCCAGGUGGACGGGGACCUGCUCAGCGGGGUGUGCUAUGUGGGCCUGUCCAGCGUGGACGCGCUGCGGGGCUUCGUGCUGGCGCCCCUGUUCGUCUACCUCUUCAUCGGCACGUCCUUCCUGCUGGCGGGCUUCGUGUCUCUCUUCCGCAUCCGCACCAUCAUGAAGCACGACGGCACCAAGACCGAGAAGCUGGAGAAGCUGAUGGUGCGCAUCGGCGUCUUCAGCGUGCUCUACACGGUGCCGGCCACCAUCGUUCUGGCCUGCUACUUCUAUGAGCAGGCCUUCCGCGAACACUGGGAACGCACCUGGCUCCUGCAGACGUGCAAGAGCUACGCGGUGCCCUGCCCGCCCGGCCACUUCCCGCCCAUGAGCCCCGACUUUACCGUCUUCAUGAUCAAGUACCUGAUGACCAUGAUCGUCGGCAUCACCACUGGCUUCUGGAUCUGGUCGGGCAAGACCCUGCAGUCGUGGCGCCGCUUCUACCACAGACUCAGCCACAGCAGCAAGGGGGAGACUGCGGUAUGAACCCCGGCCCCUCCCCCACCCUUCCUUCCCGCCGCCGGGGGUGGGAAAGGGGCGGUAGGGAAAGAACUGCGGGGUGGGGGGACUUGUUUCUGGAACCUCCUUCCGCUCCAGUGAGAAGUCACCUGGAAAUGAGAAGAUAUAUGUAGAUAUAUGUGGGUUGGGAAAAGAGGCCUGGGUGGAAAGACGGUUUGGAUGAAAAGACUUCUGGCAAAGACUUGCAGGAUGAUGCUGGUGAUGGUAACAGUGAUGUUAAUCAUGUGCGGUACGGGCCGCCUUGGGCCUGUCGGAAAAGAUUGAGAUCAGAAGGUUGCUGUGAGUUCUUCCCGGCUCUGGGCCGAACUGGGACUGUGAGCGAUUUCCCUGCUGCAAGGCAAGUGGCCUGUCCUCACUCCUGUGAGGCCCGGGUGAAAGGUACAGCUGUCUGAGGCCGCUGCUUUGUUAGGAAAAGGGAGGACACCCUGCAGUGUCCUUGUCAAGCGGUGGUCAAACCAUAAUCUCUUUUCACUGGGGCCAAACUGGAGUCCAGAUGGGUUAAUUUCCAGGGUCAGACAUUACCGUCUCCACCUCUGCCUCCUCCCCGCCUGUUUUUCUUCCUCUACUCCUUUCAAGUCUUGUAAAAUAACCAUUUUGAAGUCUUGGGAGGCCAGCCUCCUAGAAUCCUGAUGUGAGGAUGCAAAAGAAAUGACAACAUUUUGCAACAAGGAAAAGGAGGCAAGUAGUAGGUAUUUCUACUACUUUUUUAUUUUCUGGGGAAGCAGAAGGAAGAAAGAAGCCUGUUUUAUUUGGUUUAAUAUCCUGAAAAGAAGUGAUGACUUGUUGCUUUUCAAAAUAGGAAUGCAUUUUUUUCCCUUGUCUUUGUUGUAAGAGACAAAAGAGGAAACAAGUGUCUCCCUGUGGAAAGGCACAACUGUGAAGACAGCAACUUUUAUAGGCAAAGCAGCGCAAAUCUGAGGUUUCCCUUUGGAUGUUAAUUUGGUUGUAAUAAACAUUCCUUUUUAAGGAAAAGUGAAGGGCAGUGUGCUUCCAUACCCCUUUCUGUCAGAGGUACUGACUUGGCUAAAGGAAAUGCAAGGGGUUUUGCUGUGUUUAAGUAAAUUUAAUUCAGAACACAUGAUCCAACAGGCUCUGUUAAAACAUUCAGGGAAAUCUCUCCCUUCAUUUUCUUUUUCUUCCCUUAAACCUGCAUUUAGGUUUUGUUUCAAUUUUUUUUUCCCUCCAAUUUGAAUCCUUCAAGAUAAAAGGAGAAGCAUAAUGCCUUUAGCCUCAUAAUAAAGGAAUGUUAAAUUUUUUAAAAAGUCAAAGGAGCAUUUUGUCCUGUUUUCUUUGUUCCAUAAAUCCGUUUAUAAAAUAUCAUGUGUAUGCUGACCCUGUCUUUGUGUGGCUGGGUGGGGAGGUGACCUGCAGAAAUGACAGUGAGUGAAGAGGACAGUUCAAACCAUGGGCCCCAUUUUUAAGGAAAGUCAUUAAAAGAAGGUAAACUUCAAAGUAAGUCUGGAGUUCUUUGAAAUGUGCUGGAUGACUUAAAUUUAUUAAUCUUAAAUCAUGUACCUUUUUUUCCUCUAUAAUAGGACUCCAAUUCCUUUGCAUAAUGGUCUAAAGCUGAACAGAGAAUCAUGGGAGCUAACCUUUACUCCACCUUUGACAUCACCCUCCAAUCCAGCAACACUAUCCUGUUUCUCAAAACGGUCUUUAAAUGCUGUUUGAAACCGUUUUUAAAUCAUAGAGGGUACUACGAGAGUACAAGUUGCUUUCUACAUGUAACGUUCAGUUGAGUGAAGCUGCUUUUUAUAUUAAAGUUUAACAUUGACCUUAUGUUUCUUAAACCUCCAAAACUGUCUCAUUUGUCAGAUUUUUAAAACUCCCACUACACAGUUUUUGACAUCUUUUGUGUUAUAUCUCUUGCAUGUGAAAUUUGUAAAAUAGAGAUGAGUGCAGUAUGUAUAUUUUGUAAAUCUCCCAUUUUUGUAAGAAAAUAUAUAUUGUAUUUAUACAUUUUUACUUUGAAUUUUUGUUUUGUUUUGCCUUUUAAAGUCUACAAGGAAGCCCCACUUUAUCACAUGUACAGAUCACAAAUAAAUUUUUUUUAAAUA